Messenger RNA from Linum tenue, 3217 nucleotides. The record is from the annotation of a GenBank genome assembly. NCBI's taxonomy places the organism in Eukaryota, Viridiplantae, Streptophyta, Magnoliopsida, Malpighiales, Linaceae.
CCCACCAUCUUCUUCUUCUUCUUCUUCUUCAAACCCCCAUAAACCCCAAAAGGCCAAAACCCACCUGCUCCCUUCUACUUCCCAUUUCCCCACUCUCCUUCCUCCUCUCUCCCUUGCGCCUCUCAAAACGGUAACGCACCCAAGAAACUAAGAAGUUGAAAACCCAGAAGAAGAUGAUCAGCGGAGCAGAUUUCUACCACGUGAUGACGGCGAUGGUGCCGCUCUACGUGGCAAUGUUCCUCGCGUACUGCUCCGUGAAGUGGUGGAAGAUCUUCAGCCCGGAGCAGUGCUCCGGAAUCAACCGAUUCGUGGCCCUGUUCGCCGUCCCGCUCCUCUCCUUCCACUUCAUCUCCUCCAACGACCCCUACGCCAUGAACUUCCACUUCAUCGCCGCCGACAGCCUCCAGAAGAUGAUCAUCCUGGUCGCCCUCGCCUUGUGGUCCAACCUCACCCGCCGCGGCUCCCUGGAGUGGACCAUAACCCUCUUCUCCCUCUCCACCCUGCCCAACACCCUCGUCAUGGGCAUCCCCUUGCUCAAGGGCAUGUACGGCGACGCCUCCGGGACUCUCAUGGUCCAGAUCGUCGUCCUCCAGUGCAUCAUCUGGUACACCCUCAUGCUCUUCAUGUUCGAGUACCGCGGCGCCAAGCUCCUCAUUUCCGACCAGUUCCCUGAUACCGCCGGUUCGAUUGUCUCCAUUCACGUCGAUUCCGACAUCAUGUCGCUCGACGGCCGCCAGCCGCUCCAGACGGAGGCCGAGAUUAAGGACGACGGCAAGCUGCACAUCACCGUCAGGAAGUCCAACGCCUCCAGAUCCGAUAUCUUCUCUCGCAGGUCCCAGGGACUUUCGUCAAACACCCCGCGUCCCUCCAAUUUGACCAAUGCCGAGAUUUAUUCUCUGCAGUCCUCCAGGAACCCCACCCCUCGCGGCUCGAGCUUUAACCAUACGGAUUUCUACUCGAUGAUGGCGGCGGGUCGGAACUCCAAUUUCGGGGCUAAUGAUGUCUAUGGUAUGUCGGCGUCCCGCGGACCGACUCCCAGGCCCUCUAACUACGACGAGGACAGUAAAGGGAGGUUUCACGGCUACGGGCAUGGGUCGGGUGGUGGUGGCGGGCCGCCGCCUCCGGCCCAUUACCCUGCGCCCAACCCGGGGAUGUUUUCGCCGACUACUGCAGCUAAUAAGGGUGCCGUUGCUGUUACUGGGGGUAAGAAAGGGAAUGCUAACGGCCAGCAGAAAGGCGAUGAAGGUGGAAAGGAUAUUCAUAUGUUCGUGUGGAGCUCGAGCGCGUCGCCAGUUUCAGAUGUGUUUGGUAGCCAUGAGUACGGUGGUCACAACCAUCAUCAUAAUGACCAUAAGGACGUUAGACUCGCUGUUUCUCCUCCUGGCCUGGAGCAGCAUGCGAGGGAGAAUCAUGGCGAAGACUACUUGGUGGAGAGAGACGAGUUCAGCUUCGGGAACAGAGGAGGGGAGAUGAUGAGCAAUGGCAACGAAGGCGAGAAGUCCGCGGCGGCCGUUGCUGGUGAUGGGAGGGCCAAAGCUAUGCCCCCAACGAGCGUGAUGACGAGGCUUAUUCUGAUAAUGGUGUGGAGGAAGCUGAUCAGGAAUCCCAACACUUACUCCAGCUUGAUUGGUCUCAUCUGGUCUCUCGUCUCCUUCAGGUGGCAUGUAGCAAUGCCUGCUAUAAUAGCCAAGUCCAUUUCGAUUCUAUCAGAUGCAGGGCUCGGCAUGGCUAUGUUCAGUCUUGGUCAGUAUAAUUUCAAAAUAGCCAAGUCCAUUACGCAGAUGUUAAUGUUAUACAAAUUCGUGUUCUUCUUUAAAGUUUGUUGGUUUCUGGAUUUGCGCAUUGGGGAUGUUGGUUUUAGUAAAAAGUAGACAGUAGAACCAGUAACCAGUAGAAGCGGCGGUGGUGGUGCAGUGCAGUAAUUAAUAGGUGUCCUUUUGUGCCUCAGUUGGAUCAAAAGCUAUAAAGGGGAGAGUCUUUAUUAGUCUUUUUUAUUUGGUGGGUAUUGAGAAAAGGAGACUUAUCAAUGAACAAACAUCGGUAAAGCAUAUUAAGAUUUAAGGUGGAGAUGAUGAUGGGCAUUGGCUGGUUUUUCUUUUCCUUUUUGCAUAUGGUUAGUGGUGGGAGUGAUGAUGACGAUGAUUCCUUGGUGAAAGGGCCGGGGAGGAAAAGUGUUGUUUCUUUGAAAAGGGAGACGAGUGAAUGAGGGAAAGAAGAAAAAUCUUUGGGGUCUGACAAGGAUCGAGUGAAGUGAACAGGAAGCGGCCUGGCCUGGCCUGAACUGUGAGUGAGAAUGUGAGAGAUAGCAAUAGGCAAUAGCAAGCAAGCGAAGCAAGCAGCAAUCAUGGCCAUAAUGGUGGGUAAAGGGAGUAAUGGGCAUGCUUUGCCUGCUAGCUAGCUUGCUUUGCACAGCUGCAGCGCCAGCAAAGUGCAAAGCUUGCAAUCCUUCUCUCUCUUUGGCUUUCUGGGGUCCUUCCUUUUCGCUUUGUCUACUCUAGACUCUAUACAUAUUGUCUGACAAGUUAUCUUUUUUUUUUUUCUUUUUUUUUUUUGUGUGUGUGUAGGGUUGUUCAUGGCAUUGCAGCCAAGGAUCAUAGCAUGUGGGAAAUCAACAGCAGCUUUUGCAAUGGGCGUGAGAUUCUUUGUUGGACCAGCUGUCAUGGCAGCUGCUUCCAUUGUGGUUGGCCUCAGGGGCACUCUCCUUCACAUCGCCAUUGUUCAGGCAGCUCUACCACAGGGGAUUGUUCCCUUUGUCUUUGCUAAGGAAUAUAAUGUGCAUCCUGAUAUUCUAAGUACUGGGGUCAUAUUUGGGAUGCUCAUUGCCCUACCCUUCACCCUUGUCUACUACAUCUUGCUGGGGCUAUGAGAAAGAGGAUGGCAGAUAUGGGAAAGAGAAAGGGAAACAAGGGGAAAGAUUACUGAAAAAGCUUAACUAAGCAACAAGCUUACAGAGGGAGGUUGAAUCUUGAAUGCUGUUCAACCAAACAAGCCCUUUGGUAGGUUUUUGUGAAGUAAAAAAGUAGGAUGCAGCAAAAGGAAGCAGCACAGCAGCAAGCAAGUUCAAAUGGGCCUUCUCCCUAACCAAAAUCUUCUGUUCUCUAAUUUGGUCCCUUUCUUUUGUUAUUUCCCCCCAUUUUGAUCUUAGUUAAAAGGGUUGUAACUUGUAAGUCAAAUUACUAAGGAGCAAAAAGGACAAGAAAUGUCUCACUACAACUCU